Molecule: messenger RNA, 540 nt
Organism: Brenthis ino (lesser marbled fritillary)
Lineage: Eukaryota; Metazoa; Arthropoda; Insecta; Lepidoptera; Nymphalidae
Source: the annotation of a GenBank genome assembly
AUGGCUGCUGCAAAUCUUGUGCGAACUGCUUUCAAUGGAUUAUUAAGAAAAUCCGUUACAUACCAAGCGCCGGUGGUAUGCAGGCUAUCCACUGUAGCUUUACAGCAAAAAUAUAAUACAGUAAAAGCCUUAACUAGGACAUAUGACGUUCAGCACAAAAAUGGGGUACUUUAUCAGCGUACCCGACAAUACGCCACCGGUCCUGUGCAUAAGAUAACCCAGCAACAAAUCGAAGAUCGAGUGCUGAAAAAUCAAAAAAUCGCGGUCCGCAACUACAGUGGGGGUCCUCCAUUAACGCUUGAUCUAAUUAAGAGUAGAGUCAUUCUAGUUCUUCAACUCUAUGACAAAAUUAACCCAGAGAAGAUAUCUCUGGAAUCCCAUUUCAUCAAUGACUUGGGACUUGAUUCCUUGGAUCAUGUUGAGAUUGUCAUGGCAAUGGAAGAUGAAUUUGGAUUUGAAAUACCCGAUGGGGAUGCAGAAAGACUUCUUAGACCCAAAGACAUUGUACAAUAUAUAGCUGACAAAGAAGAUGUAUAUGAA